This is a messenger RNA of Closterium sp. Naga37s-1, 2172 nucleotides long. Lineage: Eukaryota; Viridiplantae; Streptophyta; Zygnematophyceae; Desmidiales; Closteriaceae. The record is from the annotation of a GenBank genome assembly.
AUGUUGGCUUCGCCAGGUCAUUCCCCGCGCCACAUCAGCUCGCCUCCUCCCGCUUCCGAGCCUCCGUCGCCUCCUUCCGCUUCUAAGGACUCCCCUCCUGCAAAAGCCGCUUCAGCCAAAUCAUUACCGCUUACAGCCGCACUUACUACCUCUGGUAUUCUCACUCCUUCCGCCACCCCUCGGCGCGGGGAGCGCAUGGGUCCUCCUCCCGCGAAGCGUCCGCGUCCCCGCCGCGCGCCCGUUGUUCUUGACGAGGACACUUAUAUCGAAGCAAUCGAGAGGAUCGUUCAGCGGGAUUACUUUCCGGAUCUCCCGCGGCUGCAGAACCGGCUAGAGUGGUUGGAAGCGGUGCGAUCCGGUGAUCCUGUGCUGAUUCGCGAGGCGCAGGUGAAUAUUGUACGAAGACGCGCGGAAGCUUCUGUUGCUGCUGGUGGAGGAUCGAGCCGCGGGAGCGAGGGACGGAGUGACUUACGUAGUGGAUUAAGGAGCGGUAGAGGCGGCUCCUCCCUAUCGACUCCCGCGCUUUCCGCGGGCGCGCCUAGCCCCGCGCCUAGCCUUUUAUCCGAAGGCUAUCUAAGGACGACGGAAUGGGAUAGAGACGAGGAGAGACUAACAGGACGGAGGAUAGGUAGCAGGGGGAGAGUAGAGGGUGAGGCAGCAGCAGCAGUAGCGGCGGCGGUGGCGGCUGCGGCGGCGGGGAUGGAAGGAGACGGGGGGAUGGGAGAGGGGGAGGGGGGCGGAGGACCCGAUACAAGCCUGUCGCUUGACGAAUUCGUUAAGAGGUACACUAGCGAGGAUAACGCUUCGUUUGUGGAGAUUAAGGAGAAGGAUAAUCGCCGGCGCAUGGCUAAGGUAGCGCAUUUGCUGGCUUUGGAACAAGGCCCAGGGGGGGGAGCGGAAGGGGGAAAAGGUGGGGAAGGCGGGGCAGGGGUGAAGCAGUUGACUGGCUCAGGAGAAGCGGUGAAGCUAAUAACGGGGACGGGUGAGAACGAGGAUCGGAAAACGGACGGGUUUGGGUCGACGGGGCAACCGACUAGUACACUGGAAACGUGGAAAUACACUGCGCGUAAUGCGUUUAUGUAUCCACCUGCUUGUAGAAAGGAUGCUCCGUUCUCCAUGCGAGAAAAGGAGCUUCGAUCAGCAGGGCCGCCUAAGGAAGUCCAUAAAUCAAACACGAGGUUUCAGGGGAGUGUUACGGGUGGUGGUAACCAGACGGCGCAGCAGCAGAAGCAGCCGCCAGAGGAAAUAGCUGCGGCACUGUUCACGCCGUUACCGGGGGGAACCCCUUUGCCUUACAUAGACCCUUCGGGGGAACGCGAUGGGAGAAAGAGAUACGAUUUGGAGGAUCUGAGGAGAACACCUGUAGGAGCGGGGAUAGCAGGAGGAGCAGGAGGAGGAGGAGGAGGAGGGGCAGGAGGGGCAGGAGGAGUGGGAAGAGGAGGAGACGGGAGAGGUCAGCAGCAGUCAGAAUACGACUAUGUAGCCACCCCGUCUCCUGCUCCCGGCGUUGAUGCCUCCCCUUUCAUGACCUGGGGAGAGCUAGACGGCACGCCGCUGCGUUUAGACGCAGAGGACACUCCAGUGGGGUUCAAUGAGGUGGGAGGGGUGGGUGCUGGGGGGCCGCAAUUCACCAUGGCUGCUGCGCCGGCGCGGGAUGAAGCAGGGGUUCAGCUGUCUAGGUCCGCGGGAAGGAGCAUUCGAGAGAGGAGGCUUCGAGCUGCUGGGUUGACACCAGUGCGAGGGGUUGGAGGAGGGGGAGGGGGAGGGGGAGGGGGAGGAGGCGGAGGAGGGAGAGGAGGGAUGAUGUCCCCUUUUGCGUCUCCUGGUCUGAAAGGCACCCCUGGCGCUUCUGCUGCUGGGAUGGGCGCGUGGGGUGGGCAGAGUCCGUUGGUCAGCGGAGGAGGGGGGGUAGGAGGGCCGUCGGGAGGAGGGUUGUCGGCAGCAGCACAGAAGCUGGUGUCUCGGGCGAUGAAGCGGAGUAAAGUGAUUGUGGAUCCGAAGCUCAGAGCCAGUUACUCGGCUUCUCCUGCCGGGAAGAGAGGGGGUUUGGGCACGCCUGGGUCUGCUGUUGCUGGUGGUGUUGACUCGCCUGUUGUGAUUCGGUCGCUGAGGGGGACUGUUCUGAAUCCGAUUGCUGCCACGCCGCCACCAUCAGUGCUGCAUAAGAAAUGA